Messenger RNA from Zea mays, 2872 nucleotides. Its product is annotated as patatin-like protein 2. Bases 1412 to 2620 code for a protein of 402 amino acids. Gene Ontology annotation, biological process: lipid metabolic process. The record is from RefSeq and is a predicted model, not a curated record. Gene Ontology annotation, molecular function: monoacylglycerol lipase activity; glycerophospholipase activity. NCBI's taxonomy places the organism in Eukaryota, Viridiplantae, Streptophyta, Magnoliopsida, Poales, Poaceae. The transcript is spliced from 7 exons.
CCUUAUGGAUCAAUCAAUUACCUCGUUGUUCCAUGUCAAUAUUGGUCCACCUAAGUUGAUGUCAAUAUUGGUUCCAUGUCCAUAUUGUCCUUAAUUUAUAUCUUGCACUAAUUUUAAGUCUUAAUGUUAAGUAUUGGAUCCACAACACUCCCUGUGCAGUCAUCAUUCAUUUUUUUGUUCUCCGCUUCCUUUUGGAAAUGAAACAUCUAUACUUUAUAUUUGGGUUUGCCCAAAGAGUCUUGAAUCCUUAACCAUGAGAUGAUAUCUAAUUUUAGCAUGUGACCUUACUUGACAACAGUACAUUAAAUUUGAUUAGACUUUUAGCCUAUGGAAACUUGGAAGUCUACAGCUUGUCACCUCAUUGAGCCAAAGGAAAAAAAACGUGAUGACCUUUCUGUUAGUUCAUGUGACGUGGAGAACAGGAAAAAAUAUAUGCAUAUAAAAGGAAUGAACAUACCUCACCAAUGAUGCAACACCUAUUCACUUAAUAAAAUCUGUCAUAAAUUAAAUGUAAUAUGCUUUUCUGGUCAUUUUCCUAUAGCUGCAUGAUGCUUGCAGUCAUUAUGCAGCAGCAAGCUUCUUCCUGAUCUUGGUAUCUUAGUCAAUCAGCAUCAAAUGGCACACGGAAUUGGUCACCUUCAACAUCGGCACAAGGUAGAUGAGGUUGAAAACUUGAAAUAGUGCACAGAGGCUUGCUUUCUUUUCUUUCCAAAUAAGUGAGUCCCCGUUUCCAUCAUAACUAAAACAUUGUUUUGUGACAGUUUCCUUUUUCUAGCAGUGCCUUCAGGGCAUUAGUAGAUCCCUUAGCUCAAGGGCAACACAGAAAGGGAUGUUUUCCCCCCAAAUAAUUGUUUCUCACAAAUGCAAGCAUCUCAGUCCUUACAAUAAAGAGAACCACACUUUCCAUUUCUAUAAAUCCUGUGUGUUUUAUAACAAGAGAUUCAUUUAAUAUAUUGCUAGGUUUGUUACAUGCUAAGCAGCUUGGUUAAGUCUCAGCAACUUAACAUUUAUAUAUUAUAUGUAUCAUAAUUUCUAGUAUUAUAAGCGCUAAAAGUUUACUUAGGUGACUAUUUGUGUUCCUUCAAAACACCCUGACCUAACCACCCUUAACAAUCUUUCAAUCAUUUAACUUGUACGUCUGCACUUAGGAAUAGAGUAUUUGACAUGUUGCCAUAUUGGAUACGAUUUAUCCCAUGUUUAAGUUGUGCAUAAUGCCUAACCACUGAAUGUAUAGACCUUGGAAACAUCUUGUCUCUUUAUGUUUGGCCAGUUCCUUUGCCUGCCAAUAUCUUGAAAGUUAUCAUCUCGAAGCCUAUAAAUACUUGUCCUGUAAAUAUACUUAGGCACCCUGGGCAUCCUGAUCGUCUAUGAUUGAGUUCAAUUGUGUUAAACUGACCCUUAGACUCGGAAUAUGGAGAAAGGAAAACACAUCCAGCCACCAACUUAUGGCAACCUUGUAACUAUUCUUUCUAUCGAUGGUGGAGGGAUUCGAGGAAUCAUUCCAGCUGUUGUUCUCACCUUUCUGGAAUCAGAGUUGCAGAAACUCGAUGGAGAGGAAGCCAGGUUAGCAGAUUACUUUGAUGUCAUUGCUGGAACAAGCACAGGGGGGCUUGUGACCUCAAUGCUGGUUGCACCAAACAACACAAACAGGCCACUUUUUGCAGCCAAGGAUAUUCAAGCAUUUUAUAUGAACCAUGCUCCCAAGAUUUUCCCACAGCAGAGGGGUCCAUUUGGUAGGGUAAUGAGGAUAUUCCGAUCACUGUCAGGACCUUCCUAUGAUGGUAAGUACCUUCAUGAUGUUGUCAGAAAGAAGCUAGGAAUCACCAGGCUGCAUGAGACUUUAACAGAUGUUGUAAUACCAACUUUCGACAUCAAGCGGCUACAACCUAUUAUUUUCUCAUCUUAUGAGGUUAAGAAUGAGAAGUACAACACAAUGGAUGCUCUACUAUCAGAUAUUUGUAUCAGCACAUCUGCUGCUCCAACUUAUCUUCCUGCGCACUACUUCAAGACAGAAGAUUGCCAUGGAAACACCAAGGAGUUCCAUCUUAUUGAUGGAGGAGUGGCUGCCAAUAACCCGGCUUUAGUUGCCAUUGGAGAAGUAACCAAGCAGAUAUUCAAGGAAAACCCAGAUUUUUUCCCAAUAAAACCUAUGGAUUAUGGCCGGUUUCUGGUCAUCUCACUAGGCACAGGCUCAGCAAAGUUUGAAGCAAACUACAAUGCACAAACGGCUAAAUCAUGGGGACUGUUGGGUUGGUUGCUUGGCAGUGGAUCCACUCCCUUGGUAGAUAUUUUCACACAAGCAAGUGCAGAUAUGGUGGAUAUCCAUAUCUCUGCUGUUUUCAAAGCAUUACAUUCUGAGCAAAACUAUCUGAGGAUUCAGGAUGAUACUCUGCAAGGGACGCUGUCCUCGGUUGAUGUUGCAACCAAGGAAAAUAUGGAGAAGCUUGCCAGAGUUGGAGAUAUGCUCCUAAAGAAACCUGUCUCACAGGCGAACUUGGAAACUGGCCAUAUGGUGCCUGCUUGUCAUAGGGCAGAGAUGACCAAUGAAGAAGCUCUAAAGAGGUUUGCGAAGCUGCUGUCUGAUGAAAGGCGACUUCGCAAGGCAAGAUCGCCAAAAUGAAGAAAGCACUGAUGCUUGUUUCAAUUCACUGAGGGAACUGUGCAUUACUUCAGUUAAUAGUUAUGUUUGAUAUUAUUUGUUGAUACGGAGUUGCGUUGUAACAAUAAAACAAUUUGUACGGGGUCAUGCUGACAGUCUGACACUAUGAAUUGAUGAUGUUAGCUUCUGCCGGCUGGCUUUUGUAGCAUGUAAAAAAAAUGGAAAACACUAACAUUCUUUUUAAUAAAUGCCAGCACUGUAGUACGUGUAUCA